AAUAUCGCACACUGGUUCAUUUUCAAAAUGGCGUAAAAGCAGAUAAGAACUCAAAGAAUUUUGGAAACAUAUAUAAAAGUGUAUCAAUUUACAAUCAAAUUAUUUGUAAAUUUUAUGUGGAUAUUGACGUUUAAAGUGUGGGGGAACUAUAUAAAUUUGCAAAUAAACACAAAAACUAAAAUAUUAAAAUGCAUAUAAGGAAAGGAAUUGAAACGAGUAUUUAAAAAAAAUUGUGUACACAUCUGUAUGUAGAUAUAGUAAAUGCUUUUUAAUGAUACGAUUAUUAGGAGAAAAAUUGGAGGUGUCUCAGUGGAUUAUGAAUCAAGCUUCCAACACGUCUGGUACGACAAAUACGACUAUUACAUUGCUUGAUACUAACAGCGCCUCAUUUUCAAUGGGCGGCCGUAGUUCAAUUCAUAGUAAUGGUAGUAUCAGUAACAGCGAUCACACCGAUAUAUCCAGUGCUACUAUGCCAACUCAAACUUUACUUAAAAUAUUCAAUUACAAAGAUAAUAUAGAUAAUGAAUUUUCUAAUUUGACAUUAUGUGAGGAUAUUUGUUUGAGUAUAAGUCGCCAACUUAAAAUUUUGCCGACCACCCGGUUAUUGUUUGGAUUACGUGUUAUGGACUCUGGUAACGAAUGGGCUGCUCCCGGUCAUGAAUUAAGGCCUGGUGUACGGUACUGUUUUCGUAUGAGGUUUAAGGUGCCAAAUAUGGACACGCAGCUGAAAAAUCUAGACAAGCAGGCUUAUGAAUACUUAUACUGGCAGAUUCGACACGACAUCUUGCACGAAAAAAUUCCAGAAAUACGCCAUCCCGAACGAAAAGAUAAUGUCAUGGGCUUUGCUGUUAUGCAUAUGUGUAUUGAUUUACAAUCAAAAAGUUCAGAAGGCGAGCGAUUAGCUAGCAAUUAUAGGCGGGAAGUUAUAGAAAAUAUAGAAAAUAAGUACAAGGAGUAUUUACCACACACCUUAUUAAGAGAGCAUAGAUACUUUGUAAAAUCGAAAAUUCGUGCAACAUUUAAAAGUGUACGGGACAAAAAAAUUGGAUUCACCGAGUUUAAGUUUUAUUACAUUGAUGAAGUUUGUAAACUGGCGCCUAAUUAUUUGAUGGAAUUCUACUUUGUCGCAGUGGAAUAUAUUCCAAAUGAUGAUCCGAUUUCGGUGCAAGCAACUACAGGCAAAAUGGGUAAUAAUUCAGGAAUUCAAAGAGUUUAUGCGAAAUUAGACACUCAUGACCACCCAGAGCCAGGAUUAAAAAUUUCUCUUAAAAAAGACAACUGGACGUUAUUGGCAAAGCUGGAGGAUAUUUAUGCAAUUUAUAUCAAAAACGAAGUAGAGGCUUAUCUGGAAAUUAUUGAACUGCCAAGGAGCUAUUUUAUGCAAUUUAGUUCAAAAUAUGAACUAGAAUCGUUUGUUACAUACAUAGGAGGUUACUUAAGGCUAACUAGCAAAUGGUCUAAAGAUAUAUGCAACGAUUUUCCAACUCCGUCUUUAAAAUUUUUGAGAGAAACAAAAUGCCACGGUCCGAUUGGUGGAGCUUAUUCCUUUGACAAAUUGCGUAAGAUGUCGGAGAAACGGCCAACUUGCAUUAUAAGGCAGUGUGAAAAAGAGUAUGAUGUUUAUUUUGUCGAUAUAAAUACACAGAGGUCAGUGAAAGGUAGGUUUGCUGGAAACAUAGUAACCACCAAAAUAACAUUUCAAAACAAAAAAUGGAUUUUGCAUUCAACUGAGGGAUUGAAGGAAUAUGAAUCAUUGAAGGAUUUAAAGAAUUCAAUUUCGACUGAAAUGCUCUGCAUUCCGCAAUCCGAAUAUGAACAAGCACCACUUCUGCAUAUAUGUCUGCCAAAAAAUUUACAUCCAAAGGAGGCUGACACAGAACUAAGUAAAUCUGUACUUCAAAAAGGAAAAGUUCAAAUAUUUGAUAGGGGCAAUGACCUUCGUUGGUAUGAAAAUACACAACGUUCAGCUGAUAAUGGUAAGAUUAUCAUAAUGCAAGGAGAUUGGGUUCAGCAACCUGCCUAUAAGGAUGUGAAAGUGACGCUAAAGAUAUUUUCGGAAGAAAGUGACCUUAAGGAUUUCACAUCUCUGACACACUUCUGCAAUCAAAUUUAUUCUGCGCAAUUUCUUAAGCUGUACGGUGUGACAUUGACCCGACCCUAUACUAUGGCGAUGGAGUACGCGCAUUAUGGACCGCUUGAUAAAUUACUCCGAAAAAACAAAAAUAAAAUAUCUUUCUCUAUGCUUAUCGAUAUAGCAUUUGAUUUGGUCAGAGGAAUCGGAUAUCUGCGUGAAAAGAAAUUUUAUCAUGGCUCUAUAAGAUGUUCUAACAUGUUCGUAACUAAAUUCGAUGCAAAUAAUAACAAAAUUCAGACUAAAAUUGGUGAUCCUGGACUUCGCCGACCUUAUACCUACGAAGACCUUCCAUGGAUUCCCCAGGAAUACUAUAAUAAUCUCAAUGCUGUUCAUGGGGACAAUUGUGUAGAUGCAUGGGCCUUUGCAACCACUCUAUGGGAGAUAUUUGCAUAUGGCAAAUCACCGCUAGAGGAACUUGGUUGUGGCGGAAAUAUACACGAGAUGGGUGAAAAGCUACAAACGAAUCGAACACAAAGAUACGGUGGCAUAUUACCACAACCCAGCAAGGAUUGCCCAGACAAAAUUUAUCACAUCAUGCUAGACGGCUGGCAAACCGACGCUCACCGGAGAUUUGAUUGCGUAGAUAUCUUUGGAAUACUACAACAUUUCGAGAAAAGGCUACCGGUUUAUGAGUCAGAUAGUGAUUUUUACGACCACAAUGAAAAUAAUGAAGAUGACGAUGUGUCUUUGAAUUACUCUGAAGCGCCAUCAUCUCCACAAAAUCACAAUCGAUUUGACGAUGUUAUUAUGUCUGUUGUUAUACAACUCCCAAACGGAAAAGUGAUUGUAGAUAAACGUUUAGGUGAAGGUCAUUACGGCGUUGUGUAUUCAGGCACAAUAAACUGUAAAAAUAAGCCUAUCGAGAAAGUAGCAGUUAAAACUCUAAAAACGACUGCGAAUGUAAAAGAUUUCAUUCGUGAAAGUAAAAUAAUGACGGGCCUCGAACACGAAAAUGUUGUGAAAAUCAAAUGUUUUGUCGAGAAACCAAUUUUCUACAUUAUAAUGGAAUAUGUGUCUGGCGGUUCCUUUAAUGAUUUUCUUAUAGCUCAAAAGCAAGAUUUAACUAACAGAAUGCUUUUGCACUAUGCUCAUGACAUUGCUAAGGGUAUGAAUUAUUUAGCUGAAAAAAAGAUUAUACACAGAGAUUUGGCGACGCGAAACAUUUUAAUCGAGUCAGAUCGGUUAAAAAUAUCUGAUUUCGGUUUGGCGCAAUUUGCGAAUUCGGACGGAUAUUACAUUGUGCAAAGUAGGAGAGACAUCCCUAUAAAAUGGUAUUCGCCGGAAGCCAUACUUUAUAACAAAUUCUCCGUAUACACGGAUGUAUGGUCUUUUGGCGUAACUAUGUUUGAGACAUUUUCUCGUGGAGGAGAACCAAAUCUUAUAGACAACAGGGAGUUAAGUAAAGAUGAGUUUCUAUCCCAGUUACAAAGUGGAAAAAGGCUGAAAAAACCCGAAGGUUGUCCGCAAAUAGUUUACGACAAAUUAAUGAGAGAAUGCUGGAGAGAAGAACCAAGAAUGCGGCCAAACUUUGCUGAACUGCUUGUCAGUAUACGGUCAAUUAUGGAAGAACAAGGAGAAACCAUUUGAAAUGGCUAUUUUUCGUCAAUUUAAAUUUCACUUACCAUCGCUUUUUAAAAACAUGCUAUACCCACGACGAAAAUAUGUUUCAAAAGAAAAUUUAUCUGCACGUCAAUUUUGGAUCUGAUAUAAGUAUGCAAUAUUUUUAGUUUAACGUGUUUAGCUGUAUAUUUAAAAAAAUCGUACACAGUUGGUCCAAUACUUAUUAUAUUGAAAUGGUAUUAGCCAGGGAAUUAGGAGUACUACCAUAUACAUAUAUCGAACCUUGACCAGCCCAACAUCCAAUAUUUAAAAAAUUUAUUGAAAACAAAAAUUUAAUUUUUUUUAAAUGCAUUCGGCCUUCGGCAAAGAAUCUCAGCCCCUCCGGGUGUAUAUCUGGCAUACAGCUUCUCAAAAAAAUUCAUCAGCCAUUCUUAGGGGGCUUAGAAUAAACUCUAAAUUCAUCCAUUCAUUGAGAAAACCAUCGAUCUGAGUACCAUAAAUUGGAGAAGUAGCUCUAAGAAGAAUUACAGAAAGUUAUUAUAUAAUUGUUAGGAUUUAGGAUUUAUUUCUAAAGGCGCAGUUAAGUACAAGAGUUAAACAUCCGUUUUCAAUUCCGUAAAUCCAUUUUUAUUUGGAGAGAUACAAAUAACUUAAACCCUGCUAUUUAUUAAAAAAAUGGUAUGGUAUGUUAAUGCUUAAUAAUUUAAUGAACGAAUCAUAGUGGACUUAUUAUAUUUAUAUCAAACAAUAUGUACAUACAUACAUGUAUUAAUGAUCUAUUGCAUUUUCAAAGAAAAAAUAAGUAGCAACAUAAAUUCAGUUUGUCCAAUGCUGAUACGCUCUUGUUAUGUAAAAUUAAAAGAUUAUAUUGGGCCUUCUACAUAUUCCAAAUGUAAUUAAUAUUACUUGGAUAAAUCAGUUUGAGUACUUAGAGGAUUUCAUUCUCUCAUGAAAUUCAAAUCAUAAAUAAUAAGUUUUGACGCCCCAAAACGUGCUAAGCGUGAUAUUAGAAUUCAUAUAAUUAUUAGCAUUUGCUUAUCAUAUUUUUGUGAAAUUUGUAUUCUGUUAUAUGGGUGUGCGACAUCGAUACGUACAUAUAUUCUCUUAUUUGUACCUUUCUCCCAAACUCUUCAUGCAUUAAUCAGUCAGUGUGAAAUAGGCCAUAUAGAAAAUAUGUUUUUUUUUCCUUUUCAUACUUUUAACUGAGAAAUCUCAUCUUUAUACAUCUGCAGUAUAUUUUCCGGUAUUUUUAGGGAAUACCCCUACUUCGGCGUAGCCGAACAUGUAUAUUUGUGUACUGUUAAUUGUAACUUUUUAGAUAGUUAUUUAGGCUAACUACAAUGUGUGUUAUGUAAUUAUUUAUUAUGUUGAGUUUUGUAUUGUAGUAAAAACUUGCAAUGUUGUGUCUUAUUUCUUUAGACUUUGUUCUUUUUACACACGUGUACAUAAAUAUUUAAGAAAAAUUAAUCAGAGAACUUAUAACUCAUACAUAAUUAUAAUUAUUAUAUACCUAUUUUUAAGGACGCCAUAUCUAAGCUUUUGUGAAUUUUACUUCAAAUAAAAUGAAAAUUUUUAAGAACCAAA
Molecule: messenger RNA, 5278 nt
Organism: Ceratitis capitata (Mediterranean fruit fly)
Lineage: Eukaryota; Metazoa; Arthropoda; Insecta; Diptera; Tephritidae
Gene: hop
Product: tyrosine-protein kinase hopscotch
Exons: 13
Coding region: 272-3721 (1149 amino acids)
Biological process (GO): intracellular signal transduction; peptidyl-tyrosine phosphorylation; hemopoiesis
Cellular component (GO): cytosol; cytoskeleton
Molecular function (GO): cytokine receptor binding; ATP binding; non-membrane spanning protein tyrosine kinase activity
Source: RefSeq, a predicted model, not a curated record